GGUGUCGGGAAAAGCCGAAAAUACGACGAAACAUCAAACAGAACAGCUGUGUGUUGUGUGUUGGAUGACGUUAAUUUAUAUAUGUAUACGGUAUACAUUUACUUACACUCAGUAAUUCAGUUGUGUAGUAUUGUGGACAUUGUGGUGGAAGUUGUUUGUGUGAAUGUACAGUAAGUUUUGCGCUUUUGCGCGAGUUCAGUUUUCAGUUGUGAUUUUCAUAAACGUCCAUCACGUCCGCCCUGUUGGGUUAAUUAUUUAAAAAUGUAAAUAUUCAUUUGACCCAUACGUUUAAGUGAUCACAGUGCUAAUUAUAUUUAUAUUAAACAUUAUUUACUGUUAAUUAAUAUUAUUGCUGGUAAAAUGUCUGAAUUACGACAGAGAACGAUUGGAGAAUCAUCAGCGGGCGUUGUACGAGAUCCCAGUGAAGAUCAGCGAGAAGACAUUGAGUCUGAAGAUGAUGCUAAACUGGAAGUUGAUGAAUUGGCUAAAACCCUACCACAGGGUACUGAUCAUACCCCGGGUAUCCUUGAAUCUGUUGUUUCUGGCUUACCCGACCGCUGGAAAAAUUGGGUAAUCAGGGGUAUAUUCACAUGGUUAAUGAUUGCUGGUUUUUGUUUAAUUAUUUAUGGUGGGCCAUUAGCUCUGAUGGUCACAACUUUAGUUGUUCAAGUUAAAUGUUUUGCUGAAAUAAUAAAUAUUGGUUACGCUGUAUAUAGAAUUCAUGGUUUACCUUGGUUUAGAUCAUUGUCUUGGUAUUUUUUGAUAACGUCAAAUUACUUUUUUUAUGGUGAAAAUUUAAUGGAUUACUUUGCAGUGGUGAUAAAUCGAACGGAUUAUUUAAGAGUUCUUGUAACUUACCAUCGUUUUAUAUCAUUCUGUUUAUAUAUUGUUGGGUUUGUUUGGUUUGUUUUAUCGCUCGUAAAGAAAUAUUACAUGAAACAAUUUUCAUUAUUUGCUUGGACACACGUUGCUCUUCUUAUCGUUGUCACACAAAGCUAUCUAAUUAUUCAAAAUAUAUUUGAAGGCUUGAUAUGGUUUAUCGUUCCAGUAAGUAUGAUUGUAAUAAAUGAUGUUAUGGCAUAUGUUUUUGGAUUCUUUUUUGGUCGCACUCCAUUAAUUAAAUUGUCACCGAAAAAAACAUGGGAAGGAUUUAUCGGGGGUGGUAUUUCAACAGUUAUAUUCGGAAUAAUGAUGUCAUAUGUGAUGUGCCAAUAUCGUUAUUUCGUAUGCCCCAUUGAGUAUAGUGAAUCUUUGGGGCGAAUGACUAUGGACUGCGAACCUUCGAGUCUGUUUAGGCCCCAAGAAUAUGUACUUCCACAGAGUUUACAAGCGAUAACUAAAAUGCUUAAUCUCAAGUCUAGUGUAACUCUGUAUCCUUUUAUGCUACAUUCUCUCUCGAUGUCAGUAUUUAGUUCAGUCAUAGGACCCUUUGGCGGUUUCUUUGCCAGUGGAUUUAAACGUGCAUUCAAAAUUAAGGACUUUGGUGAUGUGAUUCCUGGUCAUGGUGGCAUAAUGGAUCGUUUUGACUGUCAGUACCUGAUGGCAACUUUUGUCAAUGUCUAUAUUUCUUCAUUUAUUCAUACUGCGUCGCCACAAAAAUUAUUGCAGCUUGUUUAUAAUUUGAAACCAGAACAACAGUUACAAUUAUUUACAGCAUUACGAGAUUCUCUGGAACACAGAGGACUUCUUAAUGCUUCUUAAGGUUAAAAUAAUAUUAAUAAUUAUCAUUAUAAUCAUUAAUUUUAGUACUAUGAAUUUUUUAACUUUGAGAAGCAUUUAUGUGCAAUCAUUCCAAUAUUUUACUGCUAUAUAAGUUUAAUCAAUUUUAAUAUUUUUCAAAAUGUACAAGUACCAACAUUAUUUUUUUAUAAAUAUUAUCCAAUCAGGUACAAAUAUGUCAUUAAAAUGACAGAUGAUGAUUAAUGGUGCGAUAGAAAAAUAUUUAUAAAAUAAAUUUUUAGAGUUUUUUUUUUUUUUUUUUUAUUUUAUAAAGAGCAAAUUAGAUGGAUGACAUUUUUUAAAUAUAUAUCAGUUAUUACGAAGGCACUAAAUUUAGAUAGUGCUGAUUGACUAGGCCAAAGAUUUAUUCCAUAGUUUACUGUAUUUUGCCAUAGAAAAAUCAGUUAUUACGUAAACUAAAUAAAUAAACUUAAUUAACCGGCCGAUCUCAAGUCUUGAUCCAUUUUUAUUAUAAUAAUUUGAAAAAAUAACUAUUUAUGGUAAAUAACGGCAACGGUAGCAACGGAAUUAUGCAUUUUAUGUAGAAAAUAAUUAAUUAAAUAUUGUACAAUAAGAUGUUUUUAAAUAUUUAAUUUAUUAUUUUAAAUUGAUAAAUUAAUUUUAUUUACUGUGCGUGGUGGAAUGAUAAAAAAUAUAUAUUUAAGAUAACUUAAUUUUAUUGAGCGUUAAUCUUUCGUAAAAUAUACUUAAUUAAACAUUUAAAAUCAUGACUGUAGUAAAUUAAUUCAAUUCAAUACAAAAGUCUAUUAUUAAAUUAAUUAAAUAUUAGUUAUUAUAUAUAUUUUAACAGAUUUAUAUUAACAAAAAGAAUAAUUAAUGUCAAAAAAAAAAAAUAUUAUAAAUGUUUAAAUGAACUUAAUAAUCUUAUUGUAUUCAGAGUACGUAAAUAAUAAAUGAUCUGUCUGAAUA
This is a messenger RNA of Microplitis demolitor, 2649 nucleotides long. RefSeq names its product phosphatidate cytidylyltransferase, photoreceptor-specific (gene Cds). The coding region runs from base 361 to 1701 and encodes 446 amino acids. The transcript has 9 exons. NCBI's taxonomy places the organism in Eukaryota, Metazoa, Arthropoda, Insecta, Hymenoptera, Braconidae. Gene Ontology annotation, molecular function: phosphatidate cytidylyltransferase activity. Gene Ontology annotation, cellular component: endoplasmic reticulum membrane. The record is from RefSeq and is a predicted model, not a curated record.